Molecule: messenger RNA, 4382 nt
Organism: Drosophila eugracilis
Lineage: Eukaryota; Metazoa; Arthropoda; Insecta; Diptera; Drosophilidae
Exons: 6
Coding region: 1045-4038 (997 amino acids)
Biological process (GO): lipid metabolic process
Molecular function (GO): lipase activity
Source: RefSeq, a predicted model, not a curated record
CCUUAUUUGAUAUCUUUUUUUUUCGAGUGCGGUCUAUGGUGCACAGUGGAAAAAUGUUUACUUUGUUAACUAUAAUAUUGAUAGUAAAUAAAUGAGACAAAAUUCAUGUCUUUUUUAAAGAAAUUUUUACGAAAUACUGUUCUGUAAAUUCUGCGAUUUUCUUUGCUAUCUGCCAGUAGGAACUGCUCAUUCUAUACAAACUAAAGGAUUUCCUAACUAUAAAUAAUAUUUUAAAGAAUAUUACUUUAGAAAACUAAUAAUCAUAAAAUCACUUUUCAAUCGCAGGAAAUAUAUUUACAUUUCCCAAAGUGAGAUUUUCCUACGGUAGCUGCUGCUGUUGACUCGCAGAUACUUCAAUGUCAAAAGCCAAGAUGAAGAGGGCUUGAAAAGGAGUCAGCAAAGAGACGACUGAUCGCCAGCCAUCAAUCAGGCCAUCAAUCAGUCAAUGCCGCUUGUCGCAAAUUGGAGCUGGAAUUGGAGCCAAAGCCAGUGCCUGAACCAGAGCCAGAGCCGCUCUCCCUUCUCGGAGAAAGCCAAAGUCGCAACCUGAAACCUGGACAGUGGAUCAGUGGACUCGACGACGAGGUCCACAAUACUCGAUACUUGGCAUUCGACGAGAUCCCAGCAGUGAUUUGGCGACAGUGUCGGUGGUGUCUGCCUUUUGGCUAAGUCAGUCAGUGAGUCAGACACUCGAACUUGCAGUCAUAGUUAUAGUCACGACUCCACAACCACAUCCACAUCCACGUCGUCUUCGUUUUGGUUUUUUUGCUGCUGCUGCUGCUGCUGCUGCUGUUGUCGCCCGGCAGGUUCACAAAUAAGUGAAAGUGAAUUUGUUUAUUGUAUAUUUUGCUAUUACCAAAGCGAAAGAGACGCAUAACACCAUUCAGACAACAUCUACAAACCGUCUACAAACUACUGGACUGGAGUCUGCAAUUUCAUUCAGUGCCAGCGAUUGAGAGAGAUCCCCCCAGAAGACAACAGCUUGUCGGAUAUUUAAUCAAUGAAGAUCGUUGUAGAACAGCUGAAACUACUAACGAAAUCAGCAUGCUAAGUGCUAGCUAUAUAUUUCUGGCUCUGCUGAUAUGCCACACGGGAAAUGCCAUCGCCCAGGAAGUGGCCAGAAAUGUUACCUCAGCGCCCUCGCCGUCUGACUUUGCAAAGCUAUCGCAGGCCGUUCAGGAUUCGCUGGUGGAGCACGAGGAGCGUCAGCGGGAACGAUUACGUCGAGGUCAUCGGUCGCGUAGGGCGGUGAAACGUGUCUGCUAUGGCGAACUUGGUUGCUUCGAGGACUCCGGUCCGUUUGCCUAUCUAGAGAUGCUGCCCUCGCCGCCCGAGGAGAUCAACACCAAGUUCUAUUUCUAUUCCACACGCCAGCGUUCGGAUCGUCCACUGAUGGAGCUUUCCUUUUUAAACAUGACCAAUGCCUUUCGGGGCAAACGGGAGACGGAGGUUAGCACCAGUUCACCAGAGGGCAGUGGCAGGUCAUCGUCGUCCUCUUCUGCCCUGAACUCGUUGCCCUCCCAGAACUCCACGUUCAGCACAGAGCGCCCUGCCGGUGGUCAAAAGAAACCCACACCAUCAAUUGAUGACCUCGAGGGAUUCGAUGAGCUGUCCGUGCGGGUUAUAGUCCAUGGCUUUGGCUCAGCCUGUCCACACGUGUGGAUUUACGAGAUGAAAACAGCGCUCAUGGCGGUGGAGGACUGCAUUGUGAUCUGCGUGGACUGGGAGAAUGGAGCCACCUUUCCGAACUACGUAAGAGCGGCGGCCAAUACUCGUCUGGUGGGCAAACAGUUGGCCAUGUUGCUCCGGAACCUUCAGCAGCACAAGGGACUCGAUCUAAUGCGCACCCACGUCAUUGGAUUUAGUUUGGGUGCUCACGUUUCUGGAUUUGCAGGCGCUGAGCUUCCGGGUCUUUCGCGGAUCACGGGCUUAGAUCCGGCGGGUCCGCUCUUUGAGGCCCAGCAUCCGAAGGUGCGGCUGGACAGCAGCGAUGCCGAGUUCGUGGAUGUGAUUCACUCGAACGGGGAGAAUCUGAUCCUUGGUGGACUGGGCUCUUGGCAGCCCAUGGGCCAUGUGGACUACUAUCCGAAUGGAGGACGCGUGCAAACGGGCUGCUCGAAUCUUUUCGUGGGCGCCGUCACCGAUUUUAUAUGGUCUGCCCAAGCUGCAGAGGAUGAGGAGGGUCGUUCGUUGUGCAACCACAGGCGGGCUUACAAGUUCUUCAUCGAUUCGGUGGCGCCACGUUGCUUGUUCCCAGCCUUUCCCUGCGGCAAUUACGAUGACUUCCUCAAAGGGAGAUGCUUCCCCUGUGCCCAGGAUGAUGAGGACCUGGCCGAGGGCGUUCCAAGGUGCGGCAACAUGGGCUACUAUGCCGAUCGAUCCACGGGUAGGGGACAACUGUACCUGCUCACCCGCGAGGAGGAGCCCUUCUGUGCCCACCAAUUCCAACUGCAGAUCUUCAACUCCUUCAACGAUCUGCCACUGCGGACUAUAGGUCGUCUGGAGGCCAUUCUCGAGGGAGAUGGUGGUCUAAAUGAGACCUUCGAGAUAUCCGAGAAAGACGAUGCGGAGUUCUUCGCCGGUGACAUUGUGUCCAAGAUUAUUGUGCCUCAUCCGGCCUUGGGUUUCCCAACCACCUUGAGCCUUCACUACAAGUCCUACAGUGGGUGGUUGAGCAAGGGUCUGCCCCAUUGGGACAUUGACAAGGUGGUGCUGACGGACAGUUUUGGCCGAAGCCACUCCUUGUGUCGUCCUUCGACGAAACUAAGCAGUGGAAGUCCGGUACGCCUGCGUCUUCAGGCUGGCAACUGUGAGCUAGACAAUCAGGAGGACUACGGAGCCUAUACCACCCAACCACCUGCUGCUCCGGCGGCGGGAAGUCCCACAAUGACUCCCACCGAUGUACCGGAUUCCAGUGUCCAGGAAUCGGGCUUGGCAGCUUCGGUGGAUGGCGUGGAGACAGCCAAACAGCGCAAGGACAUCUUCAAUUUGGGCACUAGCUUUAAGUUGGCCCGCAAUCAGACAUAUCCCUUGGAUCAGGGAGACGAGCUGCCUUGGCAACCGAUUUUGGUGGGCAAUUCGCUGGAUAACGAGACUGCCGAGGCGGCGGAGUCCAGUCGAAGUCUCUCGGACUCGAUUGGUGGCGAGAUCUUUGAGCCCGUGCUCAAGGAUCGUAGGCUGGCCGUGAAUAGGGGGCGGAAUUUGCAGGACUAUGGCACUACCGACAGUCCGGAGAUUGUGGAACCCGUGCUAAAGGCCACCACACCGCGUGUUAAGCAGGGCAAGGACCUGGAUUUGUCCGAAAGUGAAGUGGCUGCUGCUGGAAUGGUCACAACUUUGGGUGCCAUUAGUUCUGCAGUAGCGGGCUCGUCACGCCUACCAGCCAAAACGAUGGCGCAGGUGGGCACAGGACGAUCUCCGGAUCCGGAUGAGCCGCAAACAGUGCAGCUGUUACCUUUUCGUUUGGGCGAACUCCUUCAGCGGGCCGAGCGGUAUGCUCGGGAAACUCUUUUGCCGCUAAUAUCCGUGCAGGCACCUCGCUUCUUUGGCUUCAAUGUGACACCUCAUGAUCGGGAGCCAGUGCUCCGUCCUGGGGAUUCACGUAAGCCACGCUAUAUUCCACGCUAUGAGGAGUCCGCAUUUUUAAAUACCAGUUCCAGUGCCAGGAGGCGGUCGCAGAAGGCUUCACGUCGAUCGGCGGCAGUCCAACAGAGAAAUCUCUUUCGGCUGAUGCGAUCGCGAUCCCAAAGGCAGGGCGACAACGACAAUGAGUCGGGCGAGCAGACUGGGGGGCAGACGGAACAGCAAAAUGAGGUUAACUACUAUACCAAUGUCUUGCAGUCGGAGUCGAGAUCUAUGCGUCCCGAAACUCCCGACUAUAGACCCGUAUUUAUCGACUUACCCACAUAUAAACCACAAAUAGCUGCAGCUUCCGCUUCGGCUGCUGUUUCCACACCCCUGGCAUCGGCUGCCGCUGCCGUUUCCGGUUCCGUUUCGAGGGCUAGAAGGCGUGGCCGAUCACCAAAGCUAAUUCCCUGAUAUUCAGACAUUGAGAUAUUCAGCUCAGCUAGCUAAGCUGUCCCGCCAUCGGGGAUGAACACUUUGUGAUAUGCACACCAGAUCGUGGCUAUGGCACAGCUCCAAAAUCGCAAUCCCAAAACCCAUUCACAUUCACUGAAUUUUCACCACACACCAUCCAUCCACACACACACUGUAAAUAUCCGAACGAGCAAGCAAAGAUACAUAGAUAUUGAAAUGGAAUUUCAAAUCGUGGGCCGUUGCGUCGUAGUAGUUAAGAUAUUGAAUGUAAGAUUUUAAAUGUGAGAAAUUUAGUUGUUAAGAUUAAACAUAAUGUCGAGGCUCUCGACUUUAAGAUACCAGAA